Molecule: messenger RNA, 1386 nt
Organism: Musca vetustissima
Lineage: Eukaryota; Metazoa; Arthropoda; Insecta; Diptera; Muscidae
Product: hydroxymethylglutaryl-CoA synthase 1
Exons: 1
Coding region: 1-1386 (461 amino acids)
Biological process (GO): acetyl-CoA metabolic process
Molecular function (GO): hydroxymethylglutaryl-CoA synthase activity
Source: RefSeq, a predicted model, not a curated record
AUGUGGCCCGAAAAUGUUGGUAUUUUAGCCAUUGAGGUCUUAUUCCCCUCACAGUAUGUCGAUCAAACCGAAUUGGAACAAUUCGAUGGUGCCUCCGCCGGUAAAUAUACCAUUGGUUUGGGCCAAUCGAAAAUGGGCUUCUGUUCGGAUCGUGAAGAUGUCAAUUCCCUGUGCCUGACUGUUGUAACCCGCCUUAUGGAAAGACAUAAUAUUAAAGCCGCCGAUAUUGGCCGUCUAGAAGUUGGUACCGAAACAAUUGUCGACAAAUCGAAAUCAGUUAAAUCCGUACUGAUGCAACUGUUUGCCGAUAGUGGUAAUACCGAUAUGGAAGGUAUUGAUACCACAAAUGCCUGUUAUGGUGGUACUGCUGCUCUCUUCAAUGCCAUCAAUUGGGUAGAAUCAUCUAGCUGGGAUGGCCGUUUGGCCUUGGCAGUUUGUGCGGAUAUUGCGGUGUACGCCAAGGGUGCUGCACGUCCAACAGGUGGCGCCGGCGCCAUUGCCAUGCUGGUGGGACCAAAUGCACCUUUGGUUUUCGAAAGAGGCCUUAGAGCAACACACAUGGAACAUGCCUACGAUUUCUAUAAGCCAGAUUUGAGUUCAGAAUACCCAACAGUCGAUGGCAAAUUAUCUAUUCAAUGUUACUUGUCUGCUUUGGAUACCUGCUAUCAGUUGUAUCGUAAGAAAUUCGAAAAACUCAAUCCCCAAAACGAAAAGGAGGGCUUGGACAACUUCGAUGCCAUUCUCUUCCACACCCCAUUCUGCAAAUUAGUACAAAAAUCUGUGGCUCGCUUGGUAUUCAAUGACUUUUUGCUUACCGCCGAUGAAACAAAACGCGCCCAAAAAUAUCCCGCUUUGGAAAAAUUCAAUAACCACACACUGGCCACAACCUAUUUCGAUCGUGAUGUGGAAAAGGCAUUCAUGACACAAUUUGCCAAUGUCUUUGAGGAGAAGACGAAAAAAUCACUGCUGUUGGCCAAUCAAGUCGGCAAUAUGUACACUCCCUCGGUCUAUUCAGGUUUGGUAUCACUGCUGGUCAGUGAGAAGCCUGAAAAUUUAGUUGGCAAGCGAAUUGCUGUAUUUUCAUACGGAUCCGGCUUGGCUGCAUCUAUGUACUCCAUCAAAGUGACCUCAAAUGCGGAUGUCUUCCAGAAAUUCAGUGAGAAACUGAACUAUGUUUUGCCUUUGCUGAAUUCCCGGGAGAAAGUGGCGCCCGAAGUGUUCUCGGAACUGAUGGAGAUUCGCGAAAAGAACAAUCAUGCCGCACCCUAUACGCCCACAGGCAGCAUUAGUGCCUUGUUCCCGGGCACCUACUACCUCAAGAGUGUUGAUGAAAUGCAUCGGCGCACCUAUGAACGUACACCAACCAUUUCAAAUGGUGUGCACUGA